GGGGCAGCAGCCCACACUUACCUUACAGGGGCACCUGCCUGCUGAGGCUGACAAAAAGGAGAACACACAGGAGUCAGCUGUAGAGACAUUGUGAACUUCAACUUCUCUUAGCUUUGAACCUGGAGCUGAACUGGGUGUUCGACAUCAUCAUGAAGUUUAUCCUCCUCUGGGCUCUCUUGAAUCUGACUAUUGCUUCAGCCUUUAAUCCGGAUUACACAGUCAGCUCCACUCCCCCCUACUUGGUCUACUUGAAAUCUGACUACUUGCCCUGCACUGGAGUCCUGAUCCACCCUCUUUGGGUGAUCACAGCUGCACACUGCAAUUUACCGAAGCUUCGGGUGAUAUUGGGGGUUACAAUCCCAGCAGACUCCAGUGAAAAGCAUCUGCAAGUGAUUGGCUAUGAGAAGAUGAUUCAUCAUCCACACUUCUCAAUCACUUCUAUUGAUCAUGACAUCAUGUUAAUCAAGCUGAAAAGAGAGGCUGAACUCAAUGACUAUGUGAAACUAGCCAACCUGCCCUACCAAACUGUCUCAGCAGAUACCAUGUGUUCUGUCUCCACCUGGAGCUACAACGUGUGUGAUAUCUACAAGGAGCCCGAUUCACUGCAAACAGUGAACAUCUCCAUAAUCUCCCAGUCUCAGUGCCGCAAUGCCUAUAAAACCUACAACAUCAAGGAAAGUAUGCUGUGUGUGGGCAUCGUGCCAGGAAGGAGGCAGCCCUGCAAGGAAGUUUCUGCUGCCCCAGCAAUCUGCAAUGGGAUGCUUCAAGGAAUCCUGUCCUUUGCGGAUGGAUGUGUUUUGAGAGCUGAUGUUGGCAUCUACGCCAAAAUUUUUUACUAUAUACCCUGGAUUGAAAAUGUAAUCCAAAAUAACUGAGCUCCUGUGGCAGUUGUGGACCAUGUGACGCAGCUUGUUUCCAUCGUUCAGCUUCAGAAUUAAACAUAAAUUA
Messenger RNA from Callithrix jacchus (white-tufted-ear marmoset), 948 nucleotides. RefSeq names its product serine protease 58 (gene PRSS58). Gene Ontology annotation, biological process: proteolysis. The record is from RefSeq and is a predicted model, not a curated record. Gene Ontology annotation, molecular function: serine-type endopeptidase activity. Lineage: Eukaryota; Metazoa; Chordata; Mammalia; Primates; Cebidae. Gene Ontology annotation, cellular component: secretory granule.